Molecule: messenger RNA, 5488 nt
Organism: Pundamilia nyererei
Lineage: Eukaryota; Metazoa; Chordata; Actinopteri; Cichliformes; Cichlidae
Gene: phc2b
Product: polyhomeotic homolog 2b (Drosophila)
Exons: 15
Coding region: 115-2775 (886 amino acids)
Biological process (GO): negative regulation of DNA-templated transcription
Cellular component (GO): PRC1 complex; nucleus
Molecular function (GO): zinc ion binding; chromatin binding; histone binding
Source: RefSeq, a predicted model, not a curated record
AACACUGAGCGAGAGCAGUCAGAAGGAGAAGCGACGAAACAAGCUUUUCGGCAACGGCACAGGAGAGCCAUUCAGAAGAGCCGGGGGUCAAAGGUGAAAAGAGCAGAGGGCACCAUGGAGAGUGAGCCAGGGGCCCCUGCUUCCACUGCCAGCAGUACCGGGACCACCGCAGCCACCACCCCGUCCACCACCAUUUCCUCCAGCACCACUGCUGUCAGCAGUAAUAGUACCUCUAAUACUACUACGACUACUACUAGUUCUACUACUUCCACUAGCAUUAGUAAUAGUAGUAGCAGCAGCAGUAGUAGUAGUAGUAGUAGUAGUAGUACUAACACUAGCAGUACUUCCAGCAGUAGUACUACAGCUGGAAGACCGGCAGUGCCUCAGAUAUCGGUUUACAGUGGAAUACCUGACCGUACAGUACAGGUAUUCCAGCAGGCAUUGCAUAGACAGCCCAACACAGCAGCACAGUACUUGCAGCAGAUGUAUGCAGCUCAGCAGCAGCAUCUGAUGCUGCAAACUGCAGCCCUCCAGCAGCAGCACAGCCUCAGCCUGGCUGCUGUACAGCAGGCCAGUAUCGCGGCUGGCCGGCAAAGCUCUUCACAAAAUGGCACUUCAUCUCAGCAAACAGGAUCUACUCAGGCUACGAUCAACCUGACCACGUCUCCAGCGGCAGCUCAGCUGAUCAGCCGAGCUCAGAAUAUUAGCUCAACCCCCACCACUAUUUCCCAGCAGGCUGUUCUGCUGGGCAGCCCAUCGAGCCCCACUCUUACACCCACCCAAGCACAGAUGUACCUGCGUGCACAGAUGGCCCAGGUACAGGUAGCGAGGAGCCUGGGUCGUGCUGUUCCUCUGUCCCCACAGCUCAUCUUUACCCCAGCUGCCACUGUGACGGCUGUGCAGUCAGACAGCUCUACGCAGGCCUCCUCACAGAAUCAGGUACAGAAUCUGGCCAUCCGUGGCCAGCAGGGGGCGACAACAUCCUCCUCUCAGACUCAGAUGCCACAGGCUCUCAGUCUGAAGCAGGCCCCUGUGCCUAUCCAGCCUGCGUCACUGAUCAAAAACCCAAGUCAAGGUACCCAGGCCUCAGCAGGGGGGAAGACCAGCUCCUUAGACAGUCCCUCUGAAGGAGGGAAGAAGGGGGACAGUGCAGCAGUCACAGAAGUCCGAGCUAUAAACAUGAGCCGCAGUGUCACCGCUGUGAAUGCUCAGCCUCUGCUUGCUCCAGCAUACACCCAGAUUCAGCCGCAUUCUCUGGUUCAGCAACACAAGCAGCAGCAGCAGUUUGUGGUUCAGCAGAGCCAAGGUUCCCAAAGGACGACGGGCCAGCUGCUGCAGACGGCCUCCGUUCAGCCGUCACAGCAUCCUGUCCCCGUGCUGCCCAAACCUGCUCCUCACCAGCCUUCUACACCGAGCCAGCAGGCUACCAUCUUCCACUCCACUAUCAGCCCACAUGCCCUUCACUCCUCCCUCAACCAUGCCAAAGCUCAGCCUGUCCAGCUCACUGCCAUCAACCUACAAAUCCAGCCAACGGCCUCCCGACUACUUCAGGACAGUAAAGAUAAGCCGACCUCACUGGUAGUCAGAGAGACAUGUCAGACCCCAUCCACACAGCAACAGCAACAACCACAACCACAACAGCAGCAACAGCAACCUGCAGCUUCUCCAUCCCAACCCUCCAAGCCUGUAGAGCAGUCCAAGGUUGACUUAGCCACACCAGCUGUUCAGCAGCAAGGUGGGGGUACAGCGAAGAGGCCGAGUGCAGCAGUGGGGACCCCACCUCCAGCCAUGACCUCAGGAAAUGAGAGCGAGGCGCCCACCGUGACGGGCAGCACGCCACAAAACGGAGAGAACAAACCACCUCAGGCCAUCGUCAAGCCCCAGGUCCUCACACAUGUCAUCGAAGGCUUUGUCAUCCAGGAAGGAGCUGAGCCGUUUCCCGUGUGUGUGGAGCGUCUGCCCAUUCUCAUCGAUAGUCCAAAGAAGCUGGACCAUCAGCUCUCAUCUGACCCGGACAAAACUCCGGUCAGCAACGCAGCCAACACAGACUCCGAGCCCGAGGACAUGAGCCAACCAGAAAAAGAUGAGCCCAAGCUGACGUGUGAAUACUGUGGCUGGGUUGAUUUUGCUUACACAUUCAAAGGCUCUAAAAGGUUCUGCUCGGUGGUUUGUGCAAAGAGAUACAACGUAGGCUGUACGAAGCGAAUUGGACUUUUCCGUCCAGAGAGGAACAAACCAGCAAAUCGCUGGCGUCGACGGUCUCAGGGCCGCCCCAGUAUUGAGGCAAAAAAGCAGAAGCUGGCCUUGUCACCACAGCAAACUCAGGGCGGUUCUGUAUCCUCACCACAUCCCUCCCAGCCCAGUCAGGAGGAAUCCAGCCCAUGUUCAGACAUGUCAAGCUACGAGGAGCCACCGUCUCCCAUGUCAGCAGCCAGCUCUGGACCUUUGGCUCCUGCCCCGGCUCCAGCCCAGGUCCCUGUCCGCCGUCAGCCGAGCAGGGCCUCGGACCAGGAGGCCUGCGUUGGGAGAGAUGGAGCACCGCUCUGUCAGCGCUUCGUACCCAACGACCCCACCAAAUGGAAUGUGGAGGAGGUUUAUGAGUUCAUUCGUUCACUACCAGGUUGCCAGGAGAUAGCAGACGAGUUUCGCUCUCAGGAAAUCGAUGGACAGGCCUUGCUCCUGUUAAAGGAGGACCACCUGAUGAGCACUAUGAACAUUAAGCUGGGACCUGCACUCAAGAUCUUUGCACGCAUCAACAUGCUCAAAGACUCUUAGCAGGAAACCGUGUGUGUGUAUGGGUGUGUCUGUUUGUGUGUAUUUGUAUAUUAUAGCACUGAUGGCACAGAGUACUGACUGCACUGUGAGCAGGCCUGCUCCAUUACUGGACUGGUUCCUGUCAUCCAGAAUCUCACUCAAGCUUGACUCGACCUCCCAAACCAGAUCAUACUCACCGGCAUCAGCUCAGUCGCCUUGUGACCAUUUAUGCUUCUGCUUGGUAACGUUAGAGUGACGUGUCAGACACUUCAGUCUGUGUUUACAUGCAGUCACAGGAGAAGCUUUUCAGUUGCUAAACCUUAAAGGAGCCUGUACAAAAGCUGUGCCAAAAUCGUUUAUUUUUCCAGAUGAAAAGAAAUUAUACUUUAAAAGUAUACAUGGUUGAAACAGCAGACGCAUAAGUUUCCACCUGGCAGUGCACCUGGUGAGUUCUUUCUGGGUUAAAAACAAAAAAACUAAAUGAGUUGAUGUGAGUAUAACUGUUAGUAGAAAAGACACCAGAUGUCAAAACUGGAGACAAGUUAAUAGCAAGCAGCAGCCUCUGGGGCUGAAAAAGCCAACGCACAAGUGCCAAAAACUGCAGUUUUUCUACAGUCGCUGGCUCUAAAAGCCAUUAAUCCCCCUUACCCAGUUUAUGCUUCCCGUUGUUGCCCUCGUUAACAGUGGUGCUGGCCAACAGUGACAUCACAAUUGCUGGCAAGCACGACACAUCAGUGUCAUGUAGGCUGGUGUGUACUAUCAUGCCACCAUUUCAGUGACACAGUCGUACAGAAGCUCGGAGAUUCUAGAGGGAUUUUUAAAGCAAGGCAGAUGCAGCAACAGCUUAAAAACAUGACUUUGCUGUAGCUUUGCAUCCUUUUUCUUCUUCUCCUAUACCAAUGCUCCUGUGAAGGAUUCUUCUUAAUAGGAGAUGAAUCUGAUGUGCGUCAAGCACCAGUAUAAAUGGGUACAGGGCUGUAAUGACGUCACGGUUGGUGUAACAAGCAAUUUGAGUAACAUAAGCUAGACUUGAGCAUUUUAACAUUGGGGUCUUAACUUUACUGUAUCAAUAAACAUGUCUGCAGCCCUGUACAAAAAAUGGUUUGGUCUUUCUGGAUAGAUUACACCUUCAAACAGCCUAAUUGUAUCUGAUAGCUCUUGGCGAAGCCUCCAUUCAGCUAAAUAGAGUCGCUAUAUUUAACUUCUCAACUGUGUUUGGUGCCUUUGGGAGCUUUUUUUAAUGCCGUUAUCUGACAUUUUAUAUGGUAUUAAAGCACUGCUGAACUUAUUAUCUGUGCAGGUAUCUGUACUAUAGAUGCAGCUUACAAACCAAGCUUGCCAGCAUUAACUGAUAGCACUCUUUGCUAUUGAACAAAUAGAUUCACCACAGCUCCAACACAACAUGGACAUAUAGCUCAAAGUUUAAAGUGCCAGUCCAUAAGUUGAUAAGUGAUGUUGCACUACAUCCAUCAAUUACAUAAUCUGCUUUAACAGACGAUGGGGGAAAACACCUCUAUAAUGUCAGCUUUUCAAGCUGGGGAAUGAUAAUCUUCUAUUACAUGUGUAAUCUGUUAAGCUGUGAUCACAGUGCAGGAGAAUUAAGAUAACAAGAGUGUCCUUUUAGUACCAGAUGUAACAGCAAUUAUCAAAUGUCAUUAAGCAGAUUCCAGAUGAAGAUACUGAUCCUGUGAUAAUUGCAGAAAAAUGAAGUGUUAUGUUUUCCCUGGAGAGGGUUUUUUUUGUUUUGUUUGUUUUUUAAAGUCUCUAAAAGCUUAACUGAGGGAAAAUGUGGCUACGAGAAGAGACAGUGCCAAGGUGCAUUACCUGUUCAGUUAUGAUUGGGCCAGGUCACACUGCAGCACAGUCAGUGCUGAAUGGAGGCAUUGGGACAAAACAUGAGAGAAGUCUCGAUUUAUUAUAUUAUUAGACAAGUUUUUGUACAGUUUGGUUAGCGUGUGAAUGAGAGCGAGGUGGCUGUACGUGCGGCUGGGAACAGAAGAUUGCAUUCAUUAAUUUGCCCAUUUUUAUUCACUUGAUGCUCCUUUGCCUUUUCUCACAAUGGACUCUCACAGCUCUCGAAUACAAAGCUUGAAUGCGAAGAAACCAUUUAAGCAGCCUCUUUUGUGACAUCGAUUUUUCCCUUCCAUCUGCCAGUUUUCUCCUCUGAACUUACACUGCUUACAAAUGAUUUUUUUUCAGCUGCUCUUUUUUUUUGUUGUUGUUAAAGAUUUACUAAAAUAUGAUAUUGAUUUCUUGUAUGAGAUUUGUAAAAGUACACUAAAUUAUCAAAGAAAAAAUGUGGGUACGCUGCUCUCUUUUUGUAGCAGCUCUGUUUUUGGCACUUAUUCUCUCUUUUGCUUUAAUGUUGGGGAAACGCUUCACCUAAAAGUGAGAAAUCUGGAGUGGCAUUUGUGAAGCGGUGCCAAAAAAAAAGUUUAUAUGUGCAUCAAAGCUCAAGUGAGGAAGAAGAGUGUGAAUCUGUUAAGUUAUCAUUUUGCUUUUUUAACAAAAGUAUAAAAGGUGUUUGAUAUUUUGAAAUAUGCAAAUGUAUAAAGUACCAUUGGCUUGGGAAUUUUGGGUUUGUUUGUUUGUUUUCUAUGGGGGAAAAAACGUUCAUAUUUACUUGUUUUGUGGGCGAGUUUGGAAAGUUGACCUUUUUUUUUGAUACUGCUUUGUUUAAAUGCUUGUAUUUAUCAAAACUGUUUGUUACACAUUUUGCAGUCAUAAAUAAUUU